CGGCUCUCAUAAUGUCCUUCACCCCCACGUUCCGGGCCCAAUAUUGAAGUGAGAAGUGUCUUGCCAAAAGGCUCGUCCCUUUUGCGUUCCAUCUCUCGGUUCCCCGGCGCAGCGAACGGUGUUGAACGAUCAGGAAAGCGAAGCUCCUUGACUUUGCCAUCCACUUCGACAAAGCGAAGCAGCAUAGACGGACGACGAUGGUGCGCGUCGUUGUCAAGGGAGGCGUGUGGAAGAACACCGAAGAUGAGAUCCUUAAGGCGGCCAUCAGCAAAUAUGGCAAGAACCAGUGGGCGCGCAUUUCUUCGUUGCUCGUACGCAAGACGCCCAAACAGUGUAAAGCGAGAUGGUACGAAUGGUUGGAUCCAAGCAUCAAGAAGACGGAGUGGUCAAAAGAGGAAGACGAGAAGCUGCUCCACUUGGCGAAGCUCAUGCCAACGCAAUGGAGAACGAUUGCGCCAAUCGUAGGUCGAACAGCAACGCAGUGCCUCGAGCGGUAUCAGAAGCUGCUGGAUGAGGCCGAGGCAAGGGAGAACGAAGAGGCCGGGCCAUCGUCGUUGGGCUUGACAGGUCCGGACGGCGGCGAAAGCGCCCCAAGCGCCGAAGAUGUACGUAAGCUUAGGCCAGGCGAGAUCGACCCGGAUCCUGAGACGAAGCCUGCGAGGCCUGAUCCUGUCGAUAUGGAUGAGGACGAGAAGGAGAUGCUGAGCGAGGCAAGGGCUAGACUGGCUAACACACAAGGCAAAAAAGCCAAGCGAAAGGCCCGUGAACGCGCGCUGGAAGAGGCAAGGCGGCUAGCCAUGCUUCAGAAGAGGAGAGAGCUCAAGGCGGCCGGUAUCUUCACCAAGCCAAAGCCAAAGAAGAAGGGUAUGGACUACAAUGCAGACAUUCCUUUCGAAAAGGCUCCGAUGGCUGGCUUUUACGAUACCUCGGAGGAGGCGUCUCGAUCGACAAAGGCGCCAGUUGGUCAAACAUUGCGUCAGCUCGAUGGAAAGCGGCCCCACGACGAGGAAGAGAAGAGGAGAAAACAACAAGAGCAGAAGAAGGAAUCACAGAGCAAAAAUGGCAAAGAUCCUUUUGCAGGCGCGCGAGACGAGCAGCUGAGAAAGCUCCGCGAGGCUGAGCAGAUCAGUAAGCGAAGGAAACUUAAUCUUCCCGAGGCACAAGUGGGCGAGAGAGAGCUCGAGGACAUCGUGAAGCUGGGUCAAGCCGGCGAAACGACCAGGAAGAUGGUCGAAGACGGCGGCAACGAGGCAAGCCAAGGCUUGCUAGGAGACGACUACUCAGCUCUGGAUCGGGCCAAGCACGCAAGAACGCCCAGGACUGCUCCUCAAGAGGACACGGUGAUGCGUGAGGCGCGUAAUCUCCGCAACAUGCAGGCCCAGCAGACGCCGUUGCUGGGCGAUGCCAAUGCCACCUUGCUCGAAGGUACGGGCAGCACGACAGCUCUGCCUUCGUCAAGGGGUCCUUCUCAGACGCCCAAUCCACUCUUGACCCCUGCUCAUGGUCCGCACGGAGAAGAUCCAGGAGCAACUCCAUUGGCCAGUGUGCGGGGCCGAGGCCCAUCCGACACGCCGCGCACCGAGAUGGGCGGUCCUUCUGCCACACCCAUGCGCACACCGCUUCGAGACAAUCUGGGUCUCAACGCUUCCGACGAUGGCUAUUCGGCCAUGGGCGAUGCUACACCGCGCGAUGCAAAGCGAGCCGAACUGAUGGCCAAGCGACAGCUCCAGAUGGGCCUACGUGGUCUACCCGCUCCCAAAAACGACUUUGACAUUGUCCUCGACGGUGAAGACCAAGAUGACCAGCCGCCAUCGGCCCCGCAGCUUUCUGAGGAGGACGCAGCCGAGCGCGACGCUAGACUUGCCAAGCUCGAGGAGGAAAGAAGACAGAAGGAGCUUGCCCGAAGGACACAGGUCGUCAAGCUGGGCUUGCCACGACCCGUGCUUGCCGUCAAUGUCCCGUCGCUUCUCGCUCAGCUCGACGAGAGCACUUCCGGUACGCAAGAUCCUGCGGUCAAGCUCAUUCGAGAGGAGAUGGUGAAGCUCAUGCACUACGACGCAAUUGUCCACCCUCUGGCCGGGAGCAACGUAAUGGGUGGCUCUCAGACCAACAUCUUGGGAAAGGCGAUCCCGGAUGAAAAGCUUGAUGCUGCAAAGGAAGCUAUCAGGGUGGAGAUGGGCACAGCGCUCGGUUUCCCCGGUGCAAAUGCUGAGGCGCUAAAGAGGUUGGUCAAGAGCCACCUCUCUGAAGACGACGACGACGACGAAAAGGGCGACGGUGCCAAGGAGCUCGAGAGCCUCGAACAAGUGUUGAGAACGUCGCGGGAUGCUCUGGCGUGGGACGCGAGCUCAAAGACUUGGAAGGAUGCCGAACAGAUGAGCGCGAAGGAGAUCGUCCAAGGAAAAGCAGCCCAGCUAGAACAUGUCAAGUCGCUCUUGACUAGUCAGGCCCAGAUUUGUGCAAAGGACGAGAAGCGCCUCGCAAAGAUCCUUGGAGGCUAUCAGGCCAGAGGGAAAGCACUCGGCGAUCAGAUUCGUGAGCUCUUUACGAAGCUAGAAAGCGGCGCUAUCGAGCUGCAGACAUUCGAGAGGCUUGAGCAGGGCGAGGAGGUUGGCGCCGAGAAGAGAAUGGGCAGGUUGGGCGAAGAGGUCGGUCACCUCGAACGAAUGCAGAGAAUGGCGCAGGGAACAUUCAAGGAGCUUGACGAGAGGAGGCGGCUCCUCAGGGACCAAGUAGCGCAGCUCGAGCAGGAAGUGGCGAUGCGUCACGCGGAACGCAUCAAUGAUGCUGCCUUGGCCAUGGAAGAGGAUUAAUGAGAUGACAAUUCUCUCUAUUUGUUAAAAGAAUGAAAUGCUACUUUUAAAAUGGAAUGAGAGGGAGCAGGAGAUGGACCUUACAAAGCCGAGGUCAUGGUGAGCUGCUUCGCGUGAACGCCUAGGACUGGAGGCCCUUUUGCAAAGAGGCUCUCGAGCUGGUCGA
Molecule: messenger RNA, 2979 nt
Organism: Acaromyces ingoldii
Lineage: Eukaryota; Fungi; Basidiomycota; Exobasidiomycetes; Exobasidiales; Cryptobasidiaceae
Exons: 2
Coding region: 198-2813 (871 amino acids)
Biological process (GO): mRNA splicing, via spliceosome
Cellular component (GO): spliceosomal complex; Prp19 complex
Source: RefSeq, a predicted model, not a curated record